This is a messenger RNA of Pelecanus crispus (Dalmatian pelican), 1773 nucleotides long. NCBI's taxonomy places the organism in Eukaryota, Metazoa, Chordata, Aves, Pelecaniformes, Pelecanidae. The record is from RefSeq and is a predicted model, not a curated record.
AUGACUGCUGAGGACUCCACUGCAAGGAUGAGCAACGAUUCCUCCAAUGUGGCUACCACGAAAGUCCCUGAAGGAGUUGCCGGUGCACCCAAUGAGGCGGCUUUGCUGGCCCUCAUGGAGCGCACUGGAUAUAGCAUGAUCCAGGAGAACGGGCAACGCAAGUACGGUGGCCCUCCUCCAGGCUGGGAGGGUCUGCACCCUCCUCGUGGCUGCGAAGUCUUUGUGGGCAAAAUCCCCCGCGACGUCUAUGAAGAUGAGCUCGUCCCUGUGUUCGAGUCCAUCGGCCGCAUCUAUGAAAUGCGCCUGAUGAUGGACUUUGAUGGGAAGAACCGUGGCUAUGCCUUCGUGAUGUACACACAGAAGCACGAGGCAAAGCGUGCCGUCAGGGAGCUGAACAACUAUGAAAUCCGGCCCGGCAGGCUGCUGGGUGUGUGCUGCAGUGUUGAUAACUGCCGGCUUUUCAUCGGAGGUAUUCCCAAGAUGAAGAAGAGAGAAGAGAUCCUGGAAGAGAUUGCCAAGGUGACAGAAGGUGUGCUGGAUGUCAUCGUGUAUGCCAGCGCUGCAGACAAGAUGAAGAACAGAGGCUUCGCUUUCGUGGAGUAUGAGAGCCAUCGAGCAGCGGCAAUGGCCAGGAGGAAACUCAUGCCGGGAAGGAUCCAGCUGUGGGGACACCAAAUUGCUGUUGACUGGGCAGAACCAGAGAUAGAUGUGGAUGAAGAUGUCAUGGAGACUGUUAAAAUCCUCUAUGUGAGGAAUCUAAUGAUUGAGACCACAGAGGACACCAUUAAAAAGGUCUUUGGGCAGUUUAACCCUGGCUGUGUAGAGCGGGUGAAAAAAAUACGUGAUUAUGCCUUUGUGCACUUUACAACCAGGGAAGAUGCCAUUCACGCCAUGAACAACCUUAAUGGUGUUGAACUGGAAGGCUCAUGCCUGGAGGUUACCUUGGCCAAGCCAGUAGACAAGGAGCAGUACACUCGCUACCAGAAAGCAGCAAAAGGAGGGGCCACAGCAACGCCCGAAGUAACUCAGCAACCUAAUUAUGUUUACUCUUGUGAUCCGUACACACUAGCGUAUUAUGGAUAUCCGUACAAUGCCUUGAUCGGGCCCAACAGAGAUUACUUUGUGAAAGCAGGCAGCAUACGAGGCAGAGGGCGAGGUGCAGCUGGCAACAGAGCCCCAGGCCCCAGGGGCUCCUACCUGGGGGGAUACUCCGCCGGCCGUGGCAUCUACAGCAGGUACCACGAAGGCAAAGGAAAACAGCAGGAGAAAGGAUACGAGCUGGUACCCAACUUGGAGUUACCUGCGGUCAAUCCGGUGGCCAUUAAGCCCGGUGCAGUGGCCAUCCCUGCCAUCGGUGCCCAGUACUCCAUGUUUCAGGCUGCACCGCCGGCCAAGAUGAUGGAAGACGGCAAAAUCCACGCUGUCGAGCACAUCAUCAACCCUAUAGCUGUGCGCCCGCCCCCCCCCGCAGCCGCAGCCGCAGCUGUAAUACCGGCCGUCUCAACGCCUCCCCCCUUCCAGGGCCGCCCCAUCACACCGGUGUACACCAUGGCUCCCAACGUGCAGCGGAUCCCCGCCGCCGGGAUUUACGGGACAAGUUACGUGCCAUUCGCGGCGCCCGCCGCGACGACAGCGACGAUAGCCACGCUACAGAAGAACGCCGCCGCUGCCGCUGCUGCCGCUGCCUAUGGGGGAUACGCCGGCUACAUCCCCCCGGCAUUCCCGGCCGCGACCAUCCAGGUCCCCAUCCACGACGUCUACCAGACGUACUGA